CCUCCAUGGUGCUUCUCGUAUGUGUGAUCUCUGGCAUGUUGACUUCCUCUUCCUUGCAGUGAAACUUCAGUGAUUUGUGUUUGGUAAACAGUGUAUCACACGUGGUGUUGAAGAAAAUGGGUGUAAUUCAGCGUAUAAAGAAAGCAAAGACUCAUCGAGGAAAGAAAAUUCUUCAAAGUCGAGAAUCAAAAUUAAUAGAAGAUCCUAAAGAAACUUUGUUUCUUCAGGGAAGAAAGACAAGUCAGACAGUUCUGACAUGUAUGAAAGACUUGUAUGCAAUGAAAAAACCUCAAGCAGUUAUGUUAAGUAAGAAGCACGAUAUCCUGCCAUUUGAAAACAUUGUUCCUGUUGAAGAUUUUGCAAGGAAGUAUAACACAAAUCUUUUCGUGUUUGGUUCACAUAAUAAGAAGAGACCUAAUAAUUUAGUGUUAGGUCGCAUGUAUGAUCGUCAUCUUUUGGACAUGGUUGAAUUGGGCAUUGACUCAUUCAAAAGUAUCCACGAUUUUAAAACUGUGAAACCAAUGCUGGGUAUCAAACCAUGUAUCUUAUUUGUGGGAGAGCUCUUCGAGCAUAAUUAUGAGUUCAGAAGAAUAAAGAAUCUGCUGGUUGAUCUUUUCCACAGGGAAAAUGUAGAAGCAAUCCGUUUGCAAGGUCUAGAACAUGUUAUAAUGUUUACAGCUGUUGAAGAUAAGCUCUACUUUAGAAGUUAUAGGAUAUUAUUGAAAAAGUCUGGAACACGAAUUCCACGAGUUGAGGUGGAAGAAGUUGGUCCGUCUGUAGAUUUCAAAUUGAGAAGAGUGAAAUUAGCUUCUGAUGACCUAUUCAAGUUAUCUUGCAAAAAGCCAAAGGAACUUAAGGUAAAGAAAGUUAAAAAUAUAUCAGAGGAUGCAUUUGGAACCCAACAUGGCAGAAUACAUGUUCCCAAGCAGAAUAUUGGCAAACUACAGACAAGAAAAAUGAAGGGUCUUAAGAAAACAUUUGCACAGAAGAAAUCUGAGAAGCAGUUAUAUGGGAAGCGAAAAAGUGAUGAAUAUGAGUCAAAUGAAGAUGUCAACAAAAAAUUAAAAGUGGAGUGAUGUGAUAAAAUAGUAAUAGCAUGUAUUUUUAUAACUUGUACAUAACGAGACCUGUUAAUAUGAAAGAUAAUAAAAAUAUAAUUAUUUGUA
Schistocerca piceifrons (Central American locust) is the source of this 1166-nucleotide messenger RNA. It is a transcript of the gene Non3, whose product is annotated as ribosome production factor 2 homolog. The record is from RefSeq and is a predicted model, not a curated record. The coding region runs from base 117 to 1076 and encodes 319 amino acids. NCBI's taxonomy places the organism in Eukaryota, Metazoa, Arthropoda, Insecta, Orthoptera, Acrididae. Gene Ontology annotation, cellular component: nucleolus. The transcript has 6 exons. Gene Ontology annotation, molecular function: rRNA binding. Gene Ontology annotation, biological process: ribosomal large subunit assembly; maturation of LSU-rRNA from tricistronic rRNA transcript (SSU-rRNA, 5.8S rRNA, LSU-rRNA).